Molecule: messenger RNA, 588 nt
Organism: Cyphellophora europaea CBS 101466
Lineage: Eukaryota; Fungi; Ascomycota; Eurotiomycetes; Chaetothyriales; Cyphellophoraceae
Exons: 1
Coding region: 1-588 (195 amino acids)
Source: RefSeq, a predicted model, not a curated record
AUGUAUUUUGCUGCCGCCUACUACAGAUAUUCCACCCGUCUUAUUGAUGGAACUAUCAUCAAGCGACCGAAAGUCGCUGUGCCCAUUCUUGUCACCGUUCGCACCGACCUAGACGUUGUUGUAGGGGUCAUGCAAUGUACUAUCAUCCACAUCCAAGCUCUCAUCCGACUCGAGCACCCUCGACUGGGUGGUGUCAGUUUACCCGAGACGAUCGUCAAUGGUUUUCGCGACAUACUUGUUGCUUGGGACAAAAUCAUUUUGCUACCAAGCAAUAUCAUUCGCGGGGUGCAAGAUAUCUGCUUCUCAUCGAAAGGACGAUUCGAGAAUUGUUUCGAGCGCAAGACUGGACCAAAUAAUGGUUAUGCCGUCAAACCAUUUAUGUUCAAAAUGUCGGCACAGGAGGCCAAAGAAACUGAGGGUAGGCUUCCUGAGGAUGAUGGACCGACCAUUCGGGCCUGGAUGGCUGCCCAACGAGCUCAUGAAGAACGGAAGCGGCAAGAAGAGGAGGCUCAAGGCGUAGAGCAGCUCUGGCAGACCGGAUACAAGUGGCACGACUUCGGCGGCACGGAAGUCAAUAUGUACGGUUAA